AUGGACGACGCACCUCGGGCUUUGCCGGUCCACCCAAUUGACAAAUAUGGCCCCAAGUUCGUCGAGAAGGCUGACAAAAUUCAUCGUCGGGUGACGAUGAAUGAGGACUCACAACCAGCCGGUGGUUUUGAUGCCACCCCGAUCCCUCAUGCCCCGCCAGGGUAUACCCUGAAAAUUACUUUCCACCGCGCGGACGACUUGCCCGUCGCGGACUUUGGCAGUUUCUCCUCCGACCCGUAUGUGAAUGCGCAUAUGCUGGUCGACCUCCCCCGGCGCCACAAACAGGACCCUGUCGUGCGUUUUCGCACCCCGACCGUGCGCAAGGACAUGAACCCGACCUGGGAGUGCGAAUGGAUUGUCGCGCAUGUUCCAGCGUCGGGCUUCCAGUUGAAGUGUCACCUGAUGGAUGAGGACCCCGCGGACCACGAUGAUAAGCUCGGCAUUGCGUUCAUCGAUGUGCCGUCCCUUACCGAUGGCUGGGCCGGGUUCAAGGAAAAGCGCUUCAAGGUGAAGAAGCGCUUCGGCAGCAAGCGCGUCUAUGUCUUUACUAAUGUAACCGCCUUCGCAACCGGCCAUCACAAGGAAUCGUGGUUGACAGUGAGCAUCGAGUGCCUGGGCAAGACCCCCGGGGAGAACGGUGGUCAGAUGUACACCAUUGGUCCCAAUCACUGGUUUAAGCACUUUUCGCCUCUGAUUGGCAGGUUGGCGGGUAUCAAGGAUCAGGUGCAGAGCACUGAUGGCAGUGGCAAGUCUAUCAGUCGUUACAACUUCCAAGCCAUCCAGAUGCAGCUCACAGGACCUGUUCCAGCCGAACUGUAUCAUCGCUAUGUAGAAUUCAGACCCUUCGUGGCGGGCAUGUUCCAGGCGCAAAGUCUUCGUGGGCGGAUUCUGCACAAAGCGCUUCACCACCAACAUCAGCGCAUCUACAAUUUUGAUCGCACAACAUUACAUGGGUCGUUCCUCACCCCGUGCCGCGAGCUGGCCCAGAAGUUCCUCGAAUUUGCGCACUACGGACAGGGGGGGCGGAUCUUCACUUAUGUUCUCACCUUGGAUGGGCAGCUCCGCUUCACCGAGACUGGCAAGGAGUUUGGGAUUGACAUGCUCAGCAAACACACCAUGCACAGUGAUGUGUCUAUCUAUAUCGCCUACUCGGGGGAGUUCUUCCUGCGCCGCCGCAAGUAUCGCCACCGACACAACUCCCCCGAGGGACGCGCAGAGCGCGCCGAGGUCGAAUCCAGCACGGUGCCUACCGACGAGUACCCGGUGGAAGAGGAUCAGACCGAGCUAGACGACGGAGAGCUAGGGCAAAGCGAGGAAGGGAUUCCGAUAUCGACCAAUCCGGCCGACUACGAAUUGUUUAUUGACAAUGACAGUGGAACCUACCGACCCAACGCGGAGAAGCUCCCCCUACUUCGGGAAUUCGUCUCCUCCAAUUUCCCGGGUCUCCACGUUACCACCCUCGACUGCCAGGCGGAUGCGGAGCGCAUGGGCAAGCUCAAGGAGGAGCAGCGGGAGUUCAAGAAAAACGAGGGCAACGUCAUCACGUUCCUCCAGCAAAGCAGCGUCUCGUCGUUAUCGAUCUCCAGCUCGGAUGAGGAUGAGUUGAACGAACGUAGUGGGCAACCUAAGCAACGAGGUGACCUAGCGCGUCGCGUGCAUGAGAUGCGUGAUCUCCGCGGCCAGGUGAUGCGAUGGGUGGAGGCGGAUGAGAAGCCCGACGGUCACAAACACAAGCAUCGCUACUUCUCCGGGCGUGAUCGCGCAGCGUCCACCGGGGCCAUCCCGGGCUCUCAGCGCCCCGAGCCUGAUCGUUCGGUGACCGAUCAUCCACUGGCGACGUAA
Molecule: messenger RNA, 1842 nt
Organism: Penicillium olsonii
Lineage: Eukaryota; Fungi; Ascomycota; Eurotiomycetes; Eurotiales; Aspergillaceae
Source: the annotation of a GenBank genome assembly